AUGCGCGCCUUGUUCCGUCGAGAGGGUCGGCAGUGGCUGCGACAAGCCCGCGGCUUCGCCGCCGCGGCCCCCGCCGCCGAAGCGAAGAAGGCGUCCGCGGCCACCUUGGGCAAGGUCUCCCAGGUGAUUGGCGCCGUGGUGGACGUCCAGUUUGACACGGUGCUGCCGCCCAUCCUCAACGCGCUGGAAGUGCAGGGCUUCGAGCACCGCCUCGUCUUGGAGGUGGCCCAGCACUUGGGAGAGAACAUGGUGCGGACCAUUGCCAUGGACGGGACGGAUGGUCUCACGCGCGGCCAGUUGGUGGAGGACACCGGUGCGCCCAUCACGGUGCCAGUGGGUGAGCAGACGCUGGGCCGGAUCAUCAACAUUAUCGGCGAGCCCAUUGACGAGCUCGGGCCCAUCGACACCAAGAAGUUCUACGCCAUCCACAGGCCGACCCCGAUCUUCACGGAGAUGAACACCACGGCGCAGCAGCUUCUCACGGGCAUCAAGGUGGUGGACCUGUUGGCACCCUAUGCCAAAGGAGGAAAGAUCGGACUUUUCGGCGGUGCCGGCGUCGGCAAGACGGUCGUGAUCAUGGAGCUGAUUCACAACAUCGCCCUCAAGCACGGUGGCUACAGCGUUUUCGCUGGAGUGGGUGAGCGCACUCGUGAAGGCAACGACCUCUACCAUGAGAUGAUGGCCAGUGGUGUCAUCAAGAAGGACAAAGCGCCAGGCUCCAAGGCCGCCCUGGUGUAUGGCCAGAUGAACGAGCCCCCUGGCGCCCGCGCCCGCGUGGCCCUGACGGGGCUCACCGUGGCGGAGUACUUCCGUGACGAGGAGGGCCAGGAUGUGCUGCUGUUCGUCGACAACAUCUUCCGCUUCACCCAAGCGGGCUCCGAGGUGUCUGCACUUCUCGGUCGCAUUCCCAGUGCCGUGGGCUACCAGCCCACCUUGGCUACCGACUUGGCGUCGCUGCAGGAGCGCAUCACAACCACCCAGAAGGGCUCCAUCACCUCGGUCCAGGCCGUCUACGUCCCUGCCGAUGACCUGACCGAUCCGGCGCCCGCCACCACCUUCGCCCACCUGGAUGCCACCACGGUUUUGUCCCGCCAGAUUGCAGAGCUCGGAAUCUACCCGGCUGUGGACCCACUGGAUUCCACGUCGCGAAUGCUUGACCCAUCGAUCGUCGGACAGCGUCACUACGACAUUGCCCGCAGCACGCAGAAGAUUCUGCAAGACUACAAGUCCUUGCAGGACAUCAUUGCCAUCCUGGGAAUGGAUGAGCUCUCCGAGGAGGACAAGCUCACCGUGGCCCGAGCUCGCAAGGUCCAGCGAUUCUUGUCACAGCCAUUCUUUGUGGCCGAGAUCUUCACGGGCACCCCCGGAGCCUUUGUGGAUUUGGAGACCACCAUCAACGACUUCGAGGAGGUCCUCUCCGGAAACUGCGACGACAUCCCGGAGGCCGCAUUUUACAUGAUCGGCGGCAUGGCGGAUGUGAAGGAGAAGGCUGCGAAGCUUGCCGCCGUGGCAGCUGGCAAGUGA
This is a messenger RNA of Symbiodinium natans, 1524 nucleotides long. The record is from the annotation of a GenBank genome assembly. Lineage: Eukaryota; Dinophyceae; Suessiales; Symbiodiniaceae.